UUGCAGCAAUAUAUUGUCAAAUAUUUUGAAAGAUAGAAAUGGAGAAAAAAAAGAAAAGUGGUUCAAAAAGUCAUCGUUCGAAAAAAUAUGUGAAAAAUAAAUCUACAUUAUCAGAUUUGAAGAUUAGAAAUCCAUGUAAUUGUGAGGCUACAACCCAUCCACUUGUAAAUAAUUGUAUUAACUGUGGACGAAUCGUAUGUUUAAGCGAAGGACCAGGGCCGUGCUUCUUUUGUGGAAAUAUUGUUUGUUAUAAUAACGAACCACUGCUACAUUUAAAUUUGACAGAAGAAUUAAAUGAUCAGUCUAAGAGAUCUAUUGAAAAUAAGAGUAUUUCUGAAAUUAAUUCUAGCAAAACUCUCAAAUUAAGAGACAAGUUACUUGAAUAUGAUAGAGAUUGUGCAAGUCGAACAAAUGUUAUCGACGAUGAAUGUGAUUAUUUUCAAACUAAUAACAAGUGGUUAUCUAAAAGUGAACAAGAACAAUGGGAAAAGUUAGCAUAUGAAGCUCAUGAACAAAAGCAUAGAUCACGUUUACAAAAGCCAAUAUCAAUUGAUUUAACAGGAAAGGUCCAGCAGACACAAGAAGAUUUUCUAUUAAAGAAUUUUGAGGGAUUAACGACUGUUCCGCACAAGAGAGAAUCUAAUAUUCAACCAGAAGGGCUCCAUUAUAAUGAGUAUCAGUCUUUGGAAGGAGCUACGUAUGUUACUACUGCAAAGUUACCUUCAAGUGUAACGGUUAAAAAAAAUAAUUUUAAUUUAUAUCGUAUACAAGAUAGAGAAUACUUAGAAAUGUUAGACUCAGGAUUAUGUUUAAGUGUUCAUCAGCCUUAUGCUUCAUUAAUCGUUACUGGAAUUAAAAAGUAUGAAGAGCGUACAUGGUAUACACCUCAUAGAGGUAGACUAUGGAUCGCUUCAACAUCUAAAGAAAUCGAUGUCGAGGAGAUAAAAUUUGAAGAGGAAGCGUGCCAAUCUUUACAUAAUGAAAAAAUUGACUUUCCUAAAACAUAUCCAGUCGGAUGUUUAAUUGGAUGCGUUAAUGUUACCAAUGUAUUAUCUCAAGAAGAAUACAUGGAACUGUAUCCGGAUAGGAAAACAUCUAGUCCAUAUAUAUUUAUAUUUGAAAAUUUUAUUGAAUUACCUAUAAAAUAUCCAAUACAAGGAAAGCACAAAAUAUAUAAAUUAGAUAAAGUUAUUCAUGGUGCUGUAUUGAACUGUUUGGAAAAGAUGUCUAUGCAAAUGUCAAAAAAAGUUGCAUAAAUUAAAGUUACCGUUAAAUCGGUUAUGUAAGUAAA
Molecule: messenger RNA, 1291 nt
Organism: Ceratosolen solmsi marchali
Lineage: Eukaryota; Metazoa; Arthropoda; Insecta; Hymenoptera; Agaonidae
Product: activating signal cointegrator 1
Exons: 1
Coding region: 39-1256 (405 amino acids)
Biological process (GO): rescue of stalled cytosolic ribosome
Cellular component (GO): nucleus; RQC-trigger complex
Molecular function (GO): zinc ion binding
Source: RefSeq, a predicted model, not a curated record